Molecule: messenger RNA, 542 nt
Organism: Eriocheir sinensis (Chinese mitten crab)
Lineage: Eukaryota; Metazoa; Arthropoda; Malacostraca; Decapoda; Varunidae
Source: RefSeq, a predicted model, not a curated record
CUGACCUCUACUAUGACGGCGCCCCGGGCAAAUUUCAGCAGAAGUUUCAGUUCCCUCUGGCGACGAAACUCGACUACCGCGUGAUGUACAUCGAUGAGAACGUAGCGAUGGAAUAUGACUGCCACACCACGGCCCUCGGAGUGACCAACUACUGCGUGCACUUCAUGGCUAGAACUCCCACCAUGGACGAGGGAACGCUGGCGGCCCUCAUCGAAUACACGAAUCAGCUCGGCCUCAACAACCAGAACAUCGAAUACAAAGCCACGAAACAGGAGGGAUGCUGGUAGUGUAGUGUAGUGCAGUGGUAUUAUUAUUAUUAUUAUUAUUAUUAUUAUUAUUAUUAUUAUUAUUAUUAUUAUUAUUAUUAUUAUUAUUAUUAUUAUUAUUAUUAUUAUUAUUAGUUGUAGUAGUAGUAGUAGUAGUAGUUGUAGUAGUAGUAGAAGUAGCAAUGGUAGCGCUAGUGGUAGUAAUAGUAGUAGAAGCAGCAAUAAUAGUAGUGUUUUUGUCUAAAACUCUAAAUAAAUAAACCCACUGUGAUAUGG